Molecule: messenger RNA, 6546 nt
Organism: Stegostoma tigrinum
Lineage: Eukaryota; Metazoa; Chordata; Chondrichthyes; Orectolobiformes; Stegostomatidae
Gene: pum3
Product: pumilio RNA-binding family member 3
Exons: 19
Coding region: 232-2133 (633 amino acids)
Biological process (GO): regulation of translation
Cellular component (GO): nucleolus
Molecular function (GO): mRNA binding
Source: RefSeq, a predicted model, not a curated record
CCGGACACUAUUGGCUGUUGUACCAUAGUCACCCGGACACUCAGGGGAAACACACGAGGAGUCGGAUCGAGAUCAAGAUGAAAAUGGACAUGGGUUUGGAGAAUGAUGUCUCAGGAACCUUUGGUGAAUUUCUCCUGCACACCUUCUCGAUAGAAAGCCCUGCUACUAAUUGAUAGUGGAAGGAAUGAAGGUUUCUUGAGCAGGUGUGCGAUCGUGGCUGUUGAAGGUAAAAUGUCACCAGGGAAAGAGAAAAUUGGAAAGGGCACAUUUAAAAAGUUCAGCAAAUCCAAUAAAAAAUCAUCAGAUUCUGAAACUGUGAAAAAAUUGAAAGGCGGAGGUGGGAAAGGAAAAUCCGCUCAAAAGAAUGAGAAAGGGGCAGAAACCAGUAAUGCCAAAAAGCUAAAACAUGCUACUAGAAAAGUAAAUGCAACAAAGUUCAAGGGAAGGCAGCAGACUGGGAAAAAAAGGAAACAGGUUGCUGGAAACAAAGAGGGCACAACAGCAAAGAAACCCAAAUGGGAUGAUUACAAAAAGCAAAAGAAAGAUCUAAGACAAAACAGACAACAGGACAAGAAAACCAAUUAUGAUUUAAUUUUUCGCUCAAAGCAUAUAUGGGAAACUGUAAGAAGGAAAGAGUGCAAUAAAGAGAAGAGGGCGGAAUUGAUGAAAGAAUUGCAGCAGUUAGUCCAUGGAAACAUUAAAAAUAUUGCUUUUGCACAUGACUCUGCUAGAGUUAUCCAGUGUUAUAUUCAGUUUGGAGAUGAAAAACAAAGACAAGAGGUCUUUGAGGAAUUGAAAGAACAUUUGGUUAAUUUAAGCAAAUCCAAAUAUGGCAGACAUAUUGUGAAAAAAAUUUUGAUGUAUGGAAACAAGCAGCAAGUAGCAGAAAUAAUUAAAAGUUUUAAAGGUGAAGUGAGAAAAAUGUUACGACAUUCUGAGGCAUCAGCAAUUGUGGAAUAUGCAUACAAUGACAAAGCAAUAUUAGAACAGAGGAAAAUGCUAACAGAAGAACUUUAUGGAAAUACGUUCAUGACUUGCAAGUCUGUAUUUUGUCCAACAUUGGACAAAGUUCUUGAAUCUAAUGCGGAUAAACGAGAGGGCAUAAUGGGAGAAAUGAAAGAAAUCCUCACUCCUAUGGCACAGAAAGAAGCAGUAAUAAAGCACACAUUGGUACACAAAGUAUUUUUGGACUUCUUCACGUACUGCCCUGAUAAAAUGAGAACGGAAAUGAUUGAAGCUGUGAGAGAAGCAGUCAUUUAUAUGGCUCAUACACAUGAUGGAAGCAGAGUGGCUAUGCAAUGCUUAUGGCAUGGAACAUCCAAAGACAGAAAAAUUAUUGUGAAAACAAUGAAGACCUACAUAGAGAAAAUUGCCACUGGUGAAUUUUCACAUUUGGUUCUCAUGGCAGCUUUUGACUGUAUAGAUGACACAAAACUUGUGAAACAGAUCAUUCUAUCAGAGAUCAUCGAAGCCUUGCCGAACUUGAUUGACAAUAAAUAUGGCAAGAAGGUUUUGGUGCAUUUACUAAGUCCGAGGGAUCCAGCGCAUACCGUGCCGGAGAUUAUUAAACUUCUACAACAAGGUGAUGGGAAUGCUCACAGUAAGAAGGAUUCAGAUAUUCGUCAACAUGAGUUGCUGACAGCCAUCUCGCCAAGUUUGCUGAAAUACUUACAGGAGAAUGCUCGGGAAAUGGUGAUGAAUAAGGCGAAAAGUGUCAUUGUGGCAGAUAUUCUGGGCCGUGCUAUUGGUGAUUUGCAGCCUGCCAUAAAUGCUAUCGUUGAAGUGGCUGCAGAAGACUUUGUACCUGGAGGCGAUAAUGGUGAGCUCCACAUGGUAGAGCACCCUGCAGGUCACCUGGUUCUUAAGUGGUUAAUAGAACAAGAUGGAAAGAUGGAGGAACUUGGAAGGCCAGAGUGCUUUGCAAGAACAUUAGUAAAACAUGUUGGAAUUGAAAAGUUAAAGUCCUGGGUGCAGGUAAACCGUGGAGCUAUUGUGCUUUGUUGCCUUCUUCAGAGUAAGAACGAAGAUGUAUCCAAGAAAGUAAACAAAGCCCUCAAGAGCCUCAUUCCAAAGUUAAAGAUGAUGGAAAAUGUGAAGGGUGUAGAAAUGUUGAUAGAAAAAUUGACUGCCUAGUGAAGACAAACAGUAUUGCACUUCAGUAAAACAGCUCAAAAUGUUUCGUACUUAUAAAUUGUAAAGGAAUAAUAAUUUUAAAAGAAUAAGGAAUUGUUACCGGAACCUUUUGCAUAUUGGGGUGGUGUCAGCUAUUUUCAAGUUCCAAUGUUUCAAAAUACAUCUUUUACAAUUGAAGGCAUAACCAACUGAUUUCUGACCUUUAACAUCAGUAUUUCUUUGGGAGGACUUGAAUAUAGCAACUGGUGCUACAAAGUAGACUACUGCCAUUCCUAUUCACACUGUUAAUAUGAGGCAUGUUUGCAAAACGUUUCUUCUAUGGACUUUUUAAAAUUUGGUUAGCCCAAGUUGUGUUUUUAUAGAAUAAAAUAUAUAAAAUAAAUGUAACAUAUACCACUAAAUUACAUGAAAAGAAUCACUUCUGCAUUCUUACUGCACCUUAUAGCUGUAUUAUCAUACAAUUCACUUUUUCCAUCACUUCACUUUAUACCCUGAAGUGAAAUGUUUCAGUACAUGAAUCCACAUUCAUCAAUGUGGAUGACAUUGGUAGCUUCCAACAGCAUGUACAUUCAAGACCAACCUGUUAAAGGAAAUGAAUUAUUUUCAUUGAGGCUUUGUAUUGUAAUAUUUUAGAUUUUACCUAUUUGCCUUUUAGAUCACAUAAUUGGAUGCAGGGUUAAAUUCACUUCAGUAAGUAGCUAUGAGAGAUAUGUAGACUAAUUGGCUAUUGAUGUGAAAAUAUAACGUCAUUGAGUAGGGACUGCAGUCUGUUGUUCUUUGCGUUAUAUUAGCACUGACAGAAUGUAUCCUGCAUGUUCCUGUGAAAGUGAUGGAAAAGGAUAGACAAGAUUUGGGAACGUUGGAUGACGACAAAUUGUGAACUUAGUCAGUAAUUAAGAAGAAGGCAUAAGUAGGCUUACGAAACUGAGGAUAGAGCCCUCGAAGAAUAUUUAAAAAAUCAGGAAAGGACUUAAACAAGGACUUGGAAGGACUAAAAGGGACCAUGAAAUGACCUUGACAAGCAGGAUUAAGGUUUUUUAAUAUGUAUAUCAGGAACAAGGUGGCAACUAGGGAAAGGAAGGACAAAGGAGGACAUUUAUAUAAAACCAGAGGAUGUAGAUAAGAUCCUUAAUAUGAAUACUUUGUAUUGGUAUUCACAAAAGAGGAGGACAUGGUGGAUGGUGACUCGAGAGAUGGGUGUGUGAUAUUACUGGGUAUGCCAGUGUAAAAAGAUGAUGGCAUUGGGUGUUUUGAAAAGGAUUAAACUAGGUAACACACAAAAAUAAUACUUUGUGUGACAAUCAAUCAAUCAAAAGUCUGCAGAACCUGAUGGGCCCUUUCCCAGGAUAUUGAGGGAGGAAAUUGCUGGGCCUUCUUUGAAAGUUUUGUCUGUUUAGUCACAAGUGAGAUCCCAGAGAACUGGAGAAUAGCCAGCAUUGUUCUUUUGUUUACAAAGGGCAGCAGUGAUAAACUGAGAAAUAACAGGCCGGUGAGCCUUAUGUCAGUGGUGGGGAAAUUAUUGGAGAAGAUUUUUAGGGAUAGGUAUAACUCACAUUUGGAAAACUAUGGACUUAAUAGCAACAGACAGCAUAGCUUUGUGCAGGGGAAGGUUGUGUUCAUAAUCUGAUUUUUUCCAGUUUAUGUAUAGAUUAAAACCAUCCCGGAGUUUUGCCACCUUAUUGCAAUCACUCAAUAUUUCUUUAAUAAAACAGAGAACCGUAAAUGCUGGAAAUUUAAAACUGGAGAAAUUCAGCAGGCCUGGCAGCAUCUAUGGAGAGAGAAAUAGAAUUUGGGGCGACACGGUGGCUCAGUGGUUAACACUGCUACCUCACAGCUCCAGGGACCCGGGUUUGAUUCCACCUUCGGCUAACUGUCUGUGCGGAGUUUGCACAUUCUCCCUGUGUCUGUGUGGGUUUUGUCUGGGUGCUCUGGUUUCCUUCCACAGUCCAAAGAUGUGCGGGUUAGGUGGAUUGGCCAUGCUAAGUUGCCCGUAAUGUUCUGGGAUGUAUAGAUUAGGUGGGUAAUAGGGGGAUAGGUCUCAGUGGGAUGUUCCUAGGGUUGGUGUGGACUUAUUGGGCUGAAGGGCCUGUUCCUACACUGUAGGGAUUCUGUGUGUUGACAUUUUGAGUCCGGUGACCCUUCUUCAAACGGAUAGCAUGAAGGAAAAUGUAUUUAUUCUGAUGACACAGGGUGGGGAAGGAGUCCCUUGAAAGAUGGAGGUGGAACACAGUGAGGGUGGGGAGAAGUUAAGCAGACAAAGGGAUGGUCGAUUGUAAGCUAGGGAAGGAGAAAAUCUAGGUAGGUGUUAGUCGCUAGUUUCUAUUCUUGACUUAAUAUUUCUUGUUGUAUGCAUCCUCCUUUGUGGUUACUUUUCAGGAGGCAGUAGGUAAUCAGUCCCAUUUGUAACUUUUUCCCCCUUCUAUUCCCCAUCUCCAUCCAAAACAAUACUACUACCUCAUCUGAGGUUUAUGGUGACCAGGUGGGUGAGUGGAGCUGAGUCCGUAAAUAGACCAGGCACCAUUUUAUUGAAUGGCGGAGCAGGUUCAAUGGGCCAAAUGGCCCACUCCUACUUCUAUUUCUUAUGGUCUUAUGAAUCAAGGUCAUUUCCAACUGAUGCAUCAAUAUUUGAUUAGGAGUGAUAUCCUUCCGCUUUUAUCUAGCUUCCUAUUUUUGAAUAUCAUUGAUAUACAUUGUAAACAGUUGAGGCCCCAACACUCUGACAUUCUGAUAGUUACAGCCUGCUGAUCCUUAAAUGACCCUAUUUAUUCUACUCUUUAAUGUUAGCUAUACAACCUUUCGCCCAUGCUAAUACGAUACAUCCGCACCCCCCUUUCGGUAAGCUCUUAUUUUGUGUAGCAACUCUUGUUGGGGCACUUUGCCAAAUGCUUCUUGGAAAUUCAAGUACGCAUCUACAAGUUCUUUAUCCAUGUUUCUUGUUGAUCCCUAAAAGAACAGUCUCAAAUCAAUAUGAUUUCCCCUUAACAGGCCAUGUUGACUGAUCCCAUCAUGACUUCCUAAGCACUGUACCGUAACCUCCUUUAAAUAUUGGAUUCUAGGCCAUUUCCUAUGAGUUGUGGCAGGUUUACUGGCCAAUAGCUUCUUUGUAAAUUUGCCAGCUGGCUUAGUGAGUGGACUCUCAGGCAUUGUCCUCAGUCAUUGGAGAUUUCAGGAGCAAUAGAAAAAUACAUGGAUGAUGGAACUAGUCUGUAGAUUCUACUUAGAAAGUGUAAUAUUGUAUAUUUUGUACAGUAAUUGGUAUGAAAUAAUUGUAUUUUCCUGGAGUAUGUUGAGGACGCAGUGGCCGAGUGGUAUUAUCACUGGAUUGUUAAUUCAGAAGCUCAGCUAAUGUUCUGGAGAACUCAUGGCGUAGCAUAUAUGGUGGAAUUUGAAUUCAAUUUAAGAAUCUAUAUGAACACAAACCAAAAGAUUUGUUCUUUGCCAAUCAGUUUUUUUUUGUUAUUGUCCUGCAUCAGAUGGAAACAGCUUUGCUAUUGUUAAUUUUUCUUCAUCCUUCAUUAUUUUAAAGACAUCUCCAGGAUCUCCACUGAAUUUCCUGUUCUGCAAAAAGAACAGUUCUUCCCCAACCCCCAGGUUCUCCAGCCAUCUAACAAACACCAAUCCCACACUGUUUAAGAUAUUCUUCUUUUUCUCUAUAUUGCUGCAAUGUCAUAAUGUUCUUUAUAAAAUGUGGUGCCCAGGAUUGGACAGCUUGAUUCAGACUUGCCUUUUUCCUAUAUUUUAAUGUAACUUCCUGGUUUUUGUACACUAUGCCUCUACUUACAAAGCCAGGGAUCCCAGAUCCUUUUAUUUAAAAUAUAUUGAAUAAAUUCAGAAGGAGUAACUGCCAGACAGCAUUUUUUUAAGGUACAGCACAUUAACCCUCUAGAAAUUGCUUUUAUUUUUGUCCUGCAUUUAACAUCCAUAAUCUGUAUGAAGUAAAAGAGGAAGGCAAGCUGAAUACAUCCUUUGUCACGUAAAAAUUUCCAGUGUAGCAUGCUUGAUGCUCUUUUGAUUACCUGCACAAAGACGGGCCAUCAGUUGGAUGGGGAGAAGUGAGUAAGAUUUCAUAUACAACUUUAAAUGUGCUGCCUGCUGUCUUGUAUUAAGCAUUAGUGUGCUAAGAUUGCCAAUAUUAAUUUCAAAAAUAAAAUAUUUAUUUGCAUUGCAGUAAGAGGAAGAUGGUGCACUGUACAAUUUACAAAGAAUUGAACAUAGAACAGUACAGCUAAACUAAUCCCUUUGUCCAUAACCCUCCAUUCCUUCCAUAUUUAUGUGCUUACCUAAAAGUCUCUUGAAUACCCUUAUUGUAUCUGCCUCCAUCCCCUGGUGGUGUGUUCAGACUCCUACCACUCUCUGUGUAAAAUCUUGCCCCUCACACCUCCUUUGAACUUACCCCCUCUCACCUUAAAUGCA